Symbiodinium sp. CCMP2456 is the source of this 900-nucleotide messenger RNA. The record is from the annotation of a GenBank genome assembly. NCBI's taxonomy places the organism in Eukaryota, Dinophyceae, Suessiales, Symbiodiniaceae.
AUGGCGGCCGGCAUGCAGCAGUCUUCGUCGGCCGAGAGGCUGGACUGGAUGUACGAGCAGAGCGCGGCAUCCGUCAAGCCUGAUGAAGACACCCUGAUGAAUAUGCCCAUCAACGCCCAGAAGGACAAGGACAUCGAGGAUGUGAAGAAUCUGCAGAACUCGACGGCCGGAUCGCUUUUCUUGGGCAGCGCGACCAAGACGACUGAGGACAUGGUCCGGAAGCUUCGUGAAGAUCCGCUGUUCCAGAUUCGGCGGCAAGAGCACGCUGCCCGAGAAAGCAUGAUGACGAACCCGCUCAUCAUGGCAAAGAUCCAAAAGAAGCAGGAGAAGGAAGCAAAGAAGGCCGCCAAGAAAGAAAAGAAGGCGGCAAAAAAGGAAGAGAAGGCCUUGAAGAAAGCGGCCAAAGCAGCCAAGAAGGCCAAGGACUCCAGCAGCGACUCCGAGCCGGAGCCUCCUCGAGCAGCUGCCCGAGAGGCGCCACCAAAACGGCCAAGGGAGGAAGAGCCAGACCUUUCUGCGCUGGGUCCGAGCAGCGUCGUGGUGAGCAAGCGAAUGGAGCAUGAGGAGCGCGUUGCCAAGCAAAAGGAGCAGGCCUUAGCCAGCCGUGGCUUGGGCAGGCGGCUCACUGAAGAGGAGAAAGAGCGCCGGGUGGAGCAGAUGCGGGUGGACGCCAAGAAGCACGAGAAGAUCAAAGAUCAACGUAUCGCCAGCACUGAAGAGCGUGAAAAGCAAAUCGAGGAAUUGGAGGCCAAGAUGCGCGACAAAUCCGAUCAGAAAUACUUCCGAGACUUGCGCAAGGACGCCUAUGCCGGCGAUGCAGAGAUGACGAUGGCUGAUCGGCUCCAGACCCAGCGUCACCGCCGGCAGAAGCACCUCAACGAUCCGCUAGAAAGGGAUUGA